AUGCCUCGCAACACCUCCUCCAAUACGGUCGUCUAUGUCUGGACCUGCCACAAUUGUGGCUAUGGUGCGAUGACGGUUGCGGUGAACGACGCCUGCUGCGAAUGCGGCCAUCUCCGGUGCGAGAUUUGCACCAGCGAAUACCACAAAGUCAGGUCCAACGCUUAG
Messenger RNA from Phialemonium atrogriseum, 165 nucleotides. RefSeq lists its product as uncharacterized. The record is from RefSeq and is a predicted model, not a curated record. The transcript has 2 exons. Lineage: Eukaryota; Fungi; Ascomycota; Sordariomycetes; Cephalothecales; Cephalothecaceae. The coding region runs from base 1 to 165 and encodes 54 amino acids.